Messenger RNA from Vitis riparia (riverbank grape), 2874 nucleotides. RefSeq names its product putative pentatricopeptide repeat-containing protein At3g01580. Lineage: Eukaryota; Viridiplantae; Streptophyta; Magnoliopsida; Vitales; Vitaceae. Gene Ontology annotation, molecular function: RNA binding; protein binding. Gene Ontology annotation, biological process: RNA modification. The coding region runs from base 148 to 2754 and encodes 868 amino acids. The record is from RefSeq and is a predicted model, not a curated record. The transcript has 6 exons.
CGCUCUUAGUCUUUUACCUUCACGGCAUUUCAACUACACUCGCCACCCUCAAGCCACGACGUUCGAAUCUUUUUUCUUCUCAAGUCUUUGAAGAAAAAAAAAAAAAAAAAUCAAAUCUUCACAUCUCAAGCCAUCACCAGAUCUAUAAUGCGCUCCCCUUUUCGAAAUGCAUACAAGGUGUUCGAAGAAAUUACCCAGAGAAAUGUUUUUAUCCGAAACUCAGCGUAUGGUUUAUAUUACAGGAGUAUGCUCAAUACUUAUGCAUACUACGAAGACCCAGUUGAGUUUCAUGGUGAAAAAGAUAAUGUAAUAUCUUGGACAUCGAAAAUUUCCAGUUUGGUGAAGCAAAAUCAAUCUGAAUUGGCAGUGGGGUUGUUCAAAAUGAUGCUCAUGACCGAGCAGAGGCCCAACCAUGUGACAGUACUGAGUGUAAUACGGGCUAUUAGUGGGUUGGGUUUGGAAGAUAUGAUGAGGGUGAUAUGUGGGUCAGUGAUCAAACUGGGGUUUGAGUCAGAAGUCUCAGUUGCAACAGCCCUUAUUGGAUUUUACUCUGAUUAUGAUAUGGGGAUUGUUUGGAAAAUUUUCAACCAAACUCCCAUUAAGGACCUGGUGUUGUGGAGUGCAAUGGUUUCAGCAUGUGUGAAGAGUGGGCAAUAUGAGGAAGCCUUCGAGAUUUUCCGAGCAAUGCAAUAUGAUGGUGUCGAACCAAACCAUGUAAGCAUUGUAAGUAUCCUGCCAGCUUGUGCCAAUGUUGGUGCUUUGUUGUUUGGGAAAGAGAUACAUGGGUUUUCGAUAAAGAAGAUGUUUCAUCCUCUAACAAAUGUGCACAACUCACUGGUGGACAUGUAUGCAAAAUGUAGGAAUUUCAAGGCAUCAAUGCUAGUUUUUGAUCAGAUAUUGGAGAAGGAUUUGAUAUCGUGGACAACUAUAAUUCGUGGGUGUAUUGAAAAUGAUUGUCCAAGAGAAGCAUUUAAAGCUUUCUCCAGGAUGCAAUUUUCUUGCUUUGGGGCAGAUGAAACAAUUGUGCAGGAUAUGAUUGUGGCAAUAAUACAAGCAGAUGAGCAUAAAUUUGGAAUAGCUUUUCAUGGCUUCCUACUGAAAAAUGGGCUUUUGGCUUUUGUUUCCAUUGGAACAGCACUUCUCCAAAUGUAUGCUAAAUUUGGUGAGUUGGAGUCAACUAUAAUUGUAUUUGAUCAGCUCGAUAAAAAGGAUUACAUUUCCUGGAGUGCAAUGAUCUCAGUGCAUGGUCAUAGUAGGCAUCCUUAUAAUGCUUUGGAAACAUUCAAACAGAUGCAAUCAACUGAUGAGCGGCCUAAUGAGAUUACUUUUGUUAGUUUACUACAAGCAUGUUCUUUAAUAGGAGCUCAAGAGCUUGGGGAAAGCAUUCAGGCUCAUGCAACUAAAGCAGGGUACUUGUCCAAUGCAUUUUUAUCAUCAGCAUUGAUUGAUUUAUACUGCAAAUUUGGGAGAAUAAAUCAAGGAAGAGCUAUUUUCAACGAAAUUCCGACCAAAGACCUCGUUUGUUGGAGUUCAAUGAUUAAUGGCUAUGGAUUAAAUGGUUGCGGAGAUGAGGCUCUUGAGACUUUCUCAAACAUGUUAGCUUGUGGGGUAAAGCCCAAUGAGGUUGUUUUCAUUUCUGUUCUAUCGGCUUGUAGUCACUGUGGACUAGAACAUGAAGGUUGGAGCUGUUUUUCUUCCAUGGAACAAAAGUAUGGUAUUAUUCCAAAAUUGCCCCACUAUGCCUGCAUGGUGGAUUUGAUUAGCCGUAGGGGAAAUAUUGAAGGGGCUCUUCAAUUUGUGAAUAAAAUGCCGAUGGAACCUGAUAAAAGAAUUUGGGGGGCUCUCCUUGCAGGUUGUAGAUCAACUCAUGGGUCUAUUGAGAUCGCUGAGCUUGUGGCUGAACGGCUUAUUGGCUUGGACCCACAAAAUACUAGCUAUUAUGUGAUCUUGUCAAACUUGUAUGCAGAACAGGGUAGAUGGGGAGAUGUGGAGAGGCUGAGAAAAUUGGUAGAUGAGAAGGGAUUAAAGAAGGAAAUGGGCUAUAAACCUCUCCAUAGACCAACAGCAGCCCUUCUCAUGACGGGAGGAAUCCUUGAAGUGCUUCUUGUUAGUGCCGAAGACAUCAAGCACAGAAAUUUCUUCGGAAAACCGAAAUAUUAUGUCAUAAUACAAUGUGGAACUCAGAUCCAUAGAAGCAAAAUAUCAUCAGGGAAAGAUGAGAAAACUUACUGGAAUGGGAAAUUUAUGUUUGAAUUCCCACAUUCUGAGUGGAAAAACUCAACCCAUCUCAAACUCAGAAUCAUGGACAAGGAGCUCUUCAGAGGUGGUGGAUUGAUUGGUGAGACAAUCAUUCAUCUUGGUGGAAUAAUAACGGAGGGAUACACAAAAGGAUUCAUGGAACUGACACCAGCUCCAUAUAAUGUAGUUCUUGAAGAUGAUACCUACAAAGGAAUGAUAAAGGUUGGACUCAAAUUCAUUGCAAAAAAAGAAGAGAGGAGGGAGACAGGGGAAUAUGAAGUGAAAGAAGAGCUUAUACAGGCUAGAGAUUAUGAAGUGAAAGAAGAGCUUAUACAGACUAGAGAAUAUGAACUGAAGGAAGUGAAGGAAGAGUACAGGGAGACUAGAGAAUUUGAAGCAGAGAAGGAGCAGAGACACUCAAUCUAUAAAGCCAUUACAAGUGUUUGGAAAUUUUCUUGGUGGAGAUUGUUUUUUAAUAAGAGGACAAGUUAUAGAAAUGAGAAGAAACAAAUUUAGGAGGAUUUGAUGAGAAAAUGAUUUUUUUUUUCUUUUUUUUCUUUUUGUGUGUUUGUUUGGUGUCUGAGAAAAGUGCAUCAUGGAAAUGGUAUUAGAAAAAGAAAAAAAAAAUUAUUAUCA